CCCAAAGGGAAAGUCACCAUCCCCGUCGCACGCGUCUGGCCAAUUCCCGCACCUCCACCACUCCGCCUCCCCUCUCCCAGAUCUCGCCGCGAUGGCGCCCGCCGCCGCGCGCCUCCUCCUCCUCCUCGCGGUCGCCGGGGUCCUCCUCCGACCCGCGGCGGCGGAGAUCAAGCAGGAGCUCUUCAAGGACGACUCCCGCCAGUCCAUCCUCUUCGAGAAGUUCGGCUUCUCGCCGCGCGGAUCGGUCUCCAUCGCCCUCACCGGCGCCAAGGCCGCCUCCAAGCUCGCCAAGCCCGACCCCACGCAGCUCGGCUUCUUCCUCCUCUCCGACGAGGCGCUCUUCGAGGCCAUCUACCAGCAGCCGCCGACCACGGAUCUGAACCCCAACCCGGACCCCAACACAGCCUGCGUCCUCUCCAGCCCCUACGUCAUCCCGCUCUUCACCUUCGCCGACCUCGACGCCGACGGCAACUACAACCGCACCUUCCCCAUCUCCCACCCCGACGAGUACAGCCUCUUCUUCACCAACUGCGCGCCCGAGACCGCCGUCACCAUGGAGGUACGCACCGACAUGUACAACACCAACCUCGACGGCACCAAGGACUACCUCUCCGUCGGCGAGGCCCCCGUGCCCUCGAUCUACGCCUUCUUCGCGCUCGGCUACGUCCUCUUCCUCGCCGCCUGGCUCUACCUCACCCUCUACCACAGCCGCCUCUCCGCGCACCGCAUCCACCACCUCAUGUCCUUCCUCCUCCUCGCCCGCAUGCUCUACUGCAUCUCCGCCGCCGAGGACCAGCACUACAUCCGCGUCGCCGGGUCCUCGCACGGCUGGGACGUCAUGUUCUACCUCUUCCAGCUCGUCAAGGGCGUGAUCCUCUUCGCCGUCAUCGCGCUCAUCGGCACCGGCUGGUCCUUCCUCAAGCCCUUCCUGCAGGACAAGGAGAAGAAGGUGCUCAUGGUGGUCAUCCCGUUGCAGGUUGCGGCCAACAUCGCCGCAGCCGUGGUUGGCGAGACCGGGCCGUUCCUGCAAGAGUGGGUAACAUGGAACCAGAUCUUCCUCUUUGUGGAUGUGGCCUGCUGCUGCGCGGUGCUAUUCCCGGUCGUGUGGUCGAUGCGCUCGCUGCGGGAGUCGUCCAAGACAGACGGCAAGGCUGCCCGCACCCUCGCCAAGCUCACCCUCUUCCGCCAGUUCUACGUCGUCGUCAUUGGGUACCUCUACUUCACUAGGAUCAUCGUGUAUGCGCUCAAGACUAUCACAAACUACAAGUACAGAUGGGUCAGCGUUGCCGCAGAGGAGGUGGCCACCAUGGCGUUCUACAUCUUCAUGUUCUACAUGUUCAAGCCGGCUGAGAGGAACCAGUACUUUGCUCUCGAUGAUGAUGAGGAGGAGGCUGCAGAAAUGGCACUUCGUGAGGAGGAGUUCGAGCUCUAGACUGUUUGUGUGCUGACGAUACAUGUUGAUGGGGAAUGCACCCCUACCUGUUCAAUUUCUACUCCUUGUGAUGUUGAUCAUACUAUACAGAUGCAAAAUUUAGCUUAUAUUUGUCUAAUGUAUUAUGGUAAAUCUUCACUUCUUUUGUA
Lolium perenne is the source of this 1581-nucleotide messenger RNA. RefSeq names its product protein CANDIDATE G-PROTEIN COUPLED RECEPTOR 7. Lineage: Eukaryota; Viridiplantae; Streptophyta; Magnoliopsida; Poales; Poaceae. The record is from RefSeq and is a predicted model, not a curated record. Gene Ontology annotation, biological process: transport. Gene Ontology annotation, cellular component: membrane; Golgi apparatus.